CCGGUUUCCUACUGGGCUCCUCCUCCUCCAUUCCUCCUCUUCUUCUACCAGAUCACCAGACCACCUCUUCUCCUUUGUGAUGAUUCUCUCAUUACCACUUGUAUUCCAUUGUCCGUGCUUGACUUGGUUGAGGCAAUACACAUACUGAACUUGAGGAAUUCGAUGUUUUGUGAGUUGAGUUGGUGUUUGAUUGAGGUUCGUGACAGGUUGCUAUUGCGGUAUUGCCUGGUUACAAAACCAAACAGCCACAGUAGACUAGCACAAACAACAGCCUUGAUGAUCAUUGCUUAAAAAAUGAGUAUCGCUUUGUCGAGCAGUUUGGUUUGUAGACAUAAUUUCAUCGAAUUUUGUAUGAUUUGCCCCGUUAUCAUGGUAAAAAUAACCCACACAACUUUUUUUACAACCAAUUCUUUUCGCACAAACCAGAUCAGCACCGCAGAAGCUACGCCGUGCCGAUCAAAGCACGACCGGAAAAAGGAAAGGAAAAUUCAUCACGAGUCCAAGCCGCCGUUCCCUUCGUCGUCGUCUCUCCUCCCCCUGCCCGCAGGCCGACUGCGAACCCGAUCUCUAUUCGAUUGCUCCCAUGGCGGCCGCCCUCUCCUCCUCGCGGCGCGCCCUGUACACCCUCCACCACCGCCGCCUCCUCCUCCACCCCUCCCCCUCCCCCGCCGCCGCUCGCCGCCCACUUCCCACUCCCACUCCCACUCCCACUCCCACUCCCAUUCCCCGCCACUUCCCCUCCGCCCCGACAUCCUCCUCCACCUCUCGCUUCUUCACCACCGCACGCCCCGAUGCGAGGCUGCGGCGCGAGCUGCUACCGCCGCCGCCGCAGCGGGUGCAGCGGCUCGUGGGCGGGGUCAGGUCGGUGGCGAGCGGCGGGUCGAAGCUGGCGCCGCUGGGGCAGGGGUUGAAGGGUCUGGAGCGGCCCGUGAAGGCGGCGAGAAGCGCGGCCGCGCGGUACCGGCAGGCCGUGGGGCUUCAGGUCGAGGCCUUUUGGCAGCGCAACUACAUGGUGCUCGUCGGUGCGGGGUCCGUCAUCGUCUGCGUCGCGUUGUGGAGGAUCAUGUUCGGCAUCGCCAGCACCUUCGUCGGUCUCUCCGAGGGCAUGGCCAAGUACGGCUUCCUCACCCUCGCCACCGCCAUUGUCGCCUUCGCCGGUAUGUAUGUCCGUGCAAGGUUGACCAUAAAUCCUGACAAGGUCUAUAGGAUGGCUAUGACAAAGCUCAAUACAUCAGCUGCAAUCCUUGAAGUCAUGGGUGCACCCUUAACUGGUACUGAUGUCAGAGCAUAUGUUAUGUCUGGAGGGGGUCCUAAGCUAAAGGACUUCAAGUUUAGGCUUGGUGGCAAGCGUUGCUUCCUCAUCUUCCCCAUCAAAGGAUCAGAAAGAAAGGGUCUUGUAAGUGUUGAGGUCAAGAAGAAAAACGGACAGUAUGACAUGAAGCUACUAGCUGUUGACAUACCAAUGGCAUCAGGGCCUGACCAGCGUUUAUUCCUUGUCGGUGAUGAACAAGAGUACAAGGUGGGUGGGGGUUUGAUAUCUGAGCUGCGAGACCCGAUCGUAAAAGUUAUGGCUGCAGAGAAGGAGUUUGAUUAUCUUGAUGAAAGAGAGGAUGCAGAGGACGAGCGCAGGGGUCGCGAGGAGGCUGAGCAACGGCAACGGGAAGAGGAAGCCGAAGCAUUGAGGCACGAGGAGGAAAGAUUGCGGGAGGAGGCUGAAGAAAGGAGGCGGAGGGAGGCUGAGAAUCUGGAGAAAGCUACUUGACACAGUUAACUGUAUCAUUUUUUUCACCUUGUGCAUUGUUUUGUUUCCCUUCACUCCACAAUGUAGCAAUCAGCGUUUCCACAGUAAGAGAAGAUUGCAUCUGAGUUUCCGGUAGGCGAUUCGCCGUCACAAUUCACAGCGUGUCAAGAAAGUAAUAAUUUUGGCUGCU
Molecule: messenger RNA, 1931 nt
Organism: Phragmites australis (common reed)
Lineage: Eukaryota; Viridiplantae; Streptophyta; Magnoliopsida; Poales; Poaceae
Exons: 3
Coding region: 584-1762 (392 amino acids)
Cellular component (GO): intracellular membrane-bounded organelle
Source: RefSeq, a predicted model, not a curated record